AUGCAGCUGCAUCUUGAAGACGAUGGCCAAGCGGCAGAGGUCCUUGCAUCACGCCGCCUGCCGCUGUACCAAUUCCCGCCCCAAGCGAUUAUCGAAGAGGCGGAGUUGCAGGACCUGGGUCGAGCUCGACUGUCCCACCUGGCAGCUGUGCAGCGAAGUGCAGUUGCUGCUGGCGGCGACUCUGCACCCGACGUGGGGGACUGGCGGCCCAGCAGCAGUUCGAACGCCGAGCCCUGCGAGCUUGAUGCAGUGUCCCACUUCGUUGUGCGCCUGCUUUGCUGCGGAGACACAGCUGCACGCUCCUGGUUUCUGGCUGCAGAGGAAUGCCUUUUUCUUCGUCGGUGGGAGCAGGUCCCAUGGGCAGCUAAACUGAGCGCGCUGCGACGGGUUGGCAUGGAGCCGGACGUGGAGCAAGGUACUGUGACAAUGCAUUUCAGCCAGCUCCCACCGGUCCUUCUGGCUCAGCGUCGUUGCCGACUUUGUCGCGGCACGGCAACAGUAUAUGCUGAGGACUUCGCACAAGUGGUGGUUCACCGCUUUCGCAAACACCUCACAGACAUGUUGGACCAGGCCGCCGCAAGUGCUGCCCAUCUUCACCCGUCGCUGCAAAGAACGGUUGAUGCUCUGAGGCCUGCUCUGGAGGAGCUCUUGGUGGGCUUCGAUUCUUCAACGAGGUUCGGUGAUGAGCCGAUUGGGCUUUGCCUGGCGAACUUUGAGCAGAUGCUACGAGAGUCCUUCCCGCCGUGCAUGCAGUACCUGGUCGACUUCCAGCGACGGGGCAAGCACCUCAAGCAUCAUGGGCGGAUUCAGCUUCGACCUUUGCUGAGGGAAGCUGGGCUUCCUUUGGCAGAAGCACUCCGAUGGUGGCGCCGUGAGUUCUUACGCGAUCCGAAUGUGCAGGAGGAAGCUUUCAAUUCGGAGCAUGUGGUCCACAUCCAGCACGCCUACGGACAGAUGGGCAAGCGGAAGCCGGCAUAUGGAUGGAGCUGCCGGAAGGCUCUGGACCCCAAAGUGUUUCCGGCGGUUGACGCCAAACGAGCCCAUGGCUGUCCAUUCCGCUCACUGGAUGAGGAGGAGCUACGCAGGCUUCUCGUGGACUUCACCUUGUCGCCUACAAGCGCUGCCAUGGCUGCAGGGCUGGCGAGGGGGCAGGUUGACGAGUCCUGUUUGGGCCUGCCAGAGUUUCCGACCGAAGUUCGUCAGGAGGAGAAGGCUUGCCUCUUCGUCUUUCGAGAGCGCCAUCCCACGGCCGAGUUGCCAACGGCCUUGGGUCAUCCCAUGGAAUUCCUCAGGAGGAGCCGACGUUACUUCAAGAAGCCAGAUGCAGGAAUGCAGAAUUCAUCUGCAGAGCAACGAAGCGAGGCAUCGGCGGCGUCGGUACUGCGAGAUCGACCAGAAAUACCGCUGCCGAGGCAGCUUGCAAGGCCGGCGUACAAGAAGCCACUUCGUGUGGCCUCGGGGCUGGGGAAACUGUUUGAUGAGCAUUUCAGACAGUUGCAUCCGCGCGGGGGGACGAGGACGAUGUUUAGCGCAGAAGAUGCCAUGUUUUGGCGCCUUGCCAUCCUUGCAGUUGGGGCCGGCCUCCUCUUUGGCGCACCAUGGCUGCAUCGAGUGGACUUGGCAUCCAUUGGGGCGGCAGUUGAGUCCAUGUCCGAGGAGCUCCAUCUGGACAGGGAAGAGACUGAGUGGGUCGUCUCCGGUGCGAAAGGUGGCGCCAUUUUCGGCAGCCUGUUCGGCGGAGCGCUGAUCAUGUCUCGGGGCAGACGGACGAUCAUCGGCUGGUCCGCGAUUCCGAGCAUGAUCGGAGACCGGCGCUUGUCUUUACGGAUGGGGAUCGGCAUCGGCCUCGCCUCGGUGGCCACGCCCAGCUACCUCAGCGAGGUCGUGCUUCCCGAGCAGCGAGGCCUCUUCGAGGCAAUGUACGAAUUGGGAAUUGCCUCUGGGAUGUUGCUGUCUGCUUUGGCCAACGCGCUCCUACAGAUGCUGAAUUCCGACGCAGUCUGGCGCUACCAGGCGGGAUGCGUGCCUUUUGUCUUCGCCUGUCCUGUGCUGCUGGUCGUGUGGACUGUGCCGGAGUCACCAAGGUGGAUGCUGCAGACGGUGGGAUCCAGCCCUUCGUCUUUGCUGGCUGUGCUGGAGGAGAUCUCCAGCCUUCGGCGACCAGGUGCGAGGAAGCGCCUGGAGACAUGGCGAUCCGGAAGGGGCAGCCUCGAAGAGCUUUCGAGUGAUGCGGACACGGCUGAAGGUCAGGAUGAUCUGAUCCGUCUCUGGGAUGACAAGCAUCUUGCAGCUGGUAGUCCGCUCUGCAGGUCAGACAGCAACCUGGAGGAGAAGGAUGAUUCUGUCCGCCUCCGCACGCUUUCCAUCCUUCAGAGAACGCUGAAAGAUGUUUGCGCCAUCAUCAUGGGCUCGCAGCAGGUGCCUGCUGGAGCUCGUCGUGGCCUAGGGCUAGCACUUGCCGCUGCGGUGCUCAAUCAGGCAUGUGCCUCGACAUCCAUCCUCAUCUACGCGGAGAAGAUGCUCGCCAGUGUGGGCUUCGGCCAGGAGUCCCAGGACCUUCUUACGCUGAUGGUCAUCGGCGCCAAGAUGUUGGGGGUGAUUCUGGGCCUCGCGAUCGUUGAACGUGUGUCCAGGCGGACACUGCUCGGGGCAGGCGGUGGCCUCUCCGCUGUGGCCUUGCUGGUCAUCGCGCUGGGUGCUGCCUGGGGCAGUCCAGUGCUGCUGGUGAGUGGCAUGAGCUGCUUCAUUGCCAUCUUCUGCAGCACCUGGGGCAUUGGCUACUGGGUAGUGGUUGUCGAGGUCACUGCUGCGGGAGGGCCUCGUUACUCCUCGGCCGCUCAGUCCGUUUCCACGGCCACACUGUUUGCGGCUGGCUGGUUGACUUCUCUGACCUUCAUGGAUGUGAUUUCUCAAGGCCCGGCGGGGCUUCUGAUGUAUGCAUCCGUAGCGGCUCUCAUGAGCAUAUAUGGAUUUUACAUUCUUCCUGAGACGGGAGGCCAUUCCCUGGAG
Symbiodinium necroappetens is the source of this 3009-nucleotide messenger RNA. The record is from the annotation of a GenBank genome assembly. Lineage: Eukaryota; Dinophyceae; Suessiales; Symbiodiniaceae.